Molecule: messenger RNA, 3433 nt
Organism: Corythoichthys intestinalis (scribbled pipefish)
Lineage: Eukaryota; Metazoa; Chordata; Actinopteri; Syngnathiformes; Syngnathidae
Product: glutamate decarboxylase 1-like
Exons: 16
Coding region: 76-1680 (534 amino acids)
Biological process (GO): GABA biosynthetic process
Cellular component (GO): cytoplasm
Molecular function (GO): glutamate decarboxylase activity; pyridoxal phosphate binding
Source: RefSeq, a predicted model, not a curated record
ACACCACCUUUUAACAGUCUCACUCUAACUGAUGUGACUACAUUUUAGUUUUCCUUCCUUUCCAUUCGUUUUGCUAUGGAUUUCUUAAAGCUUCCAGAUAGCAUUAGGUGCAACUCGGCCAAGAUGGACGUCCACCCUGAGGACUCACUGAGAGAAAAUAAAGGGACAGUGGUUGAUUUCAGCAAUAUUUACUCUAAAGACCUUCUGCCAACCUUGGGAGGAGAAGGAAUAACCCGGGAAUUUCUGCAUGAGAUGCUCAACCUAUUGAUGAGUUACAUAUGCAAGUCCUGUCAAGGAAAUUCCAAGGUUUUGGAUUUUCACCACCCUCACCAACUGAAAGAAGGACUGGAAGGCUUCAGUCUAGACCUGCCUGAGAAACCGGACACUCUUGAACAAAUAUUAGUGGACUGUCGGGACACACUGAAAUAUGGAGUUAAUACAGGGCACCCUCGCUUCUUCAAUCAACUGUUCGCAGGACUGGAUGUGAUUGGAGUGGCUGGUGAAUGGCUGACGUCCAUUGCCAACACUAAUAUGUUCACAUAUGAAGUUGCUCCAGUCUUUACCCUGAUGGAGGAGGUUCUACUGAAGAAGAUGCAAAGCAUUGUGGGAUGGUCUGAUGAUGAGGGAGAUGGAAUCUUCUCUCCAGGAGGCACAAUCUCCAACAUGUACAGUAUGCUGGUGGCCAGAUAUGACUUCAACCCAGAAGUGAAGACAAAAGGAAUGGGAGCGCUUCCUCAUUUGGCCCUCUUCACUUCUGAACAUAGUCACUAUUCUGUCAAAAAGUCUGCCGCAGUUCUGGGACUAGGCAUUGAAAAUGCUUUUAUUGUCAAAUGUGAUGAAAGAGGGAAAAUGAUUCCAGAGGAACUUGAAGCUUCCAUUCUUGCAGCGAAAGAAAAGAACAUGGUUCCGUUCUAUGUGAAUGCGACAGCAGGCACGACCAUCUAUGGAGCUUUUGAUCCUCUUAAUGCCAUUGCAGACAUUUGCCAGAAAUACACAUUAUGGAUGCACGUGGAUGCAUCAUGGGGUGGAGGCUUACUUUUGUCAAACAGACAUAGGAUGAAGCUACAAGGCAUUGAAAGAGCUUGUUCAAUAACGUGGAACCCACAUAAGAUGAUGGGGGUUCCCCUGCAGUGCUCUGCCAUCCUGAUCAAGAAGAAAGGUGUCUUGCAAAAAUGCAAUGAAUUGGGAGCGCCGUAUCUUUUCCAGAAAGACAAAUUCUAUGAUGUGAACUACGAUACUGGAGAUAAGAGCAUCCAGUGUGGCAGACACGUGGACGUCUUCAAACUUUGGCUCAUGUGGAAAGCAAAGGGUACAGAAGGCUUUGGAGCUCAGGUAAACAAGUGCCUGGGAAAUGCGGAGUAUUUGUAUGAUCUACUGCAAAGGAGGAAAGACUUUGAACUGGUCUUCAGAAACAAACCAGAGCACAGCAACGUGUGUUUCUGGUACAUCCCUCCCAGUCUGAGAGGCAUGGCAGCCGGCGGCGACCGAGACGAGAGACUCCAUCAGGUUGCUCCUCGGAUCAAAGGAAGGCUGAUGGAAAAGGGCUCUGUUCUGAUUGGAUAUCAGCCUACAAGUACCAAAGUCAACUUCUUCCGAUGCAUUUUUGCUAACCCCGCUACCCGGCAUGAAGACAUUGACUUCCUAUUGGAGGAGAUAGCCCAGCUGGGCCACGAUUUAUGACAGUACCGCCCAUUUUUGCUUUGUUCGUUUGUCCAACUCACCUGAUCCGAUACCCCGGGAAUGCAUUAACACUUUUAGUGCCGUUGAUGAUGAUAGUGGUAAUAGAUAAUGAUAAUCAUGUGGUUCAUAAAAACGAAGUUAAAACUUUUCAAAUGAGUUCAUUUCUAGUAGACGUCCAAUCCAUUUGAAGUGGGAAGGUUGGCACAUAGAAUUCAUAAUGUAUUGACGGGACACGGGGCCGAUAAAUAGGGGGCCUGCAUUGUUGGCGAGGCCUCCAAAGCUGACCGUGUGGAAUCACAGACAAAGAUCUGUUUUCAUUGAAAAUUCUUGUGACUAAAUGCUUAAAUCCCUGAAUUCUUCAUAGAUAUGCACGUAAAACAGUCUCGAUUCUGGGUUAAAAGCAAAAAAAAAUUGUGCAGUUUGCAUUUAUUUUACGUAAAUAUGUCGAAAUACAAUGCUAGUCUGUUAGUAAGUGUAGCUAGCAGCCGCCUGAUGUAAGCAGAGCUUUUAUGUUGAAAAUUCUUGUGAAUAAAUGCAUAAAUCCCUUAAUUCUUUAUAGAUAUGGACGUAAUAGUCUCGAUUCUUGGUUAACAGCAAAAAAAAUCUGGCAGUUAGCAUUUAUUUUAUGUAAAUAUGUCAAAGUACAAUGCUAGUCUGUUAGUAAAUGUAGCUAGCGGCCGCCUGAUGUAAGCAGAGCUUUUACGUUAAAAAUUCUUGUGAAUAAAUGCGUAAAUCCCUGAAUUCUUUAUAGAUAUGGACGUAAAACAGUCUCGAUUCUUGGUCAAAAGCAAAAAAUACCGUGUUGUUUGCAUUUAUUUUAUGUAAUUAUGUCGAAGUACAAUGCUAGUCUGUUAGUAAAUGUAGCUAGCGGCCGCCUGAUGUAAGCAGAGCUUUUACGUUAAAAAUUCUUGUGAAUAAAUGCGUAAAUCCCUGAAUUCUUUAUAGAUAUGGACGUAAAACAGUCUCGACUCUUGGUUAAAAGCAAAAAAAAAAAAUCGUGCAGUUAACAUUUAUUUUACGUAAAUAUGUCGAAGUACAAUGCUAGUCUAUUAGUAAAUGUAGCUAGCGGCCGCCUGAUGUAAACAGAGCUUUUCAGGUACGAUUUCCUGUACCAUGAUGAAGUCUACGGUUGGCAACGAAUAAACGUAUUCACUGCCGCCGUCCCACUUCAAAUGGUUUGGACGUCUUGCGCUGUCAAUGGCAGUCAAUGAGUUCAUGCAGUGUUUUUCAACCACUGCACCGUGGAAAGUCAUCCACGUUCACCUAACUCGCAUUAAAGUGUUUUUUGAAAAAGAAUCUGCAAAUGUGCUGUUGCUGAGCGUAUGUGCUGUCCAAACGUCAGUAAUCAUGCAAUACCCUUCCAUAUCAAUAUGUGUCAGUAGGUAGCUAAUGACUUUUUGAGUGGUGCAAAAAGAGGUAAGGUGCUAGCGGCUAGCUAGCGAAACUAACAGUGACAGCCAUGGAAAAAGUUUUUAGAGAAGAAAGAUGCUAAAAAAAGAAAAGAAACUGGACAUUGGAAAAAAUUCAUUGGAUGUUGGUCAAAAGGAAGCAAAAACGGUUUCCUCUCAGAGAGUCGCUGUUGUGCUGCAAUAAGCAAAAGCUUUCGCUGGGAUUUACACUCGACCCUAAAUGAACAUAGCGGAGUUAACUUUCAUCGGUGAUGAAGUGAGUGAGUAAAAAUAUUAUAAAAUGUGUUUUUCUUUGUGUUUGUUUGAUUCCUACUCAAUACACGACUUUAUAUUGUCAAUAUAGA